This is a messenger RNA of Rattus rattus (black rat), 1695 nucleotides long. RefSeq names its product pregnancy-specific glycoprotein 22-like. The coding region runs from base 166 to 1608 and encodes 480 amino acids. Gene Ontology annotation, cellular component: external side of plasma membrane. The record is from RefSeq and is a predicted model, not a curated record. NCBI's taxonomy places the organism in Eukaryota, Metazoa, Chordata, Mammalia, Rodentia, Muridae. Gene Ontology annotation, biological process: T cell activation. The transcript is spliced from 5 exons.
CGAGGGUGGAAGGGACUGAGCAGUGCCUUAGACAUAAACCCCAUGCCCACAGCCCAUUGGAUUCUGGGAAGUGCUCCUGCCUGAGAGGAAACUCAGUUCAGAAGGAGGAAGGACAGCAGAGGCCAGGUGCCUUGUUGGAGUUGAAGGUCUCCUCAGAGCAAGAACAUGACAGUGAGAAGACAGAUGGAGGCAUCCUCUGUGUGUCCCUUCAAGGGGUGUACCCCCUGCCAAGGGUUCCUCCUCACAGCCUCCCUUUUAACCUGCUUGCUCCUGACCACUGCCCAAGUCACCAUUGAAUCAGUGCCAUCCCAAGUAGUUGAAGGAGACAACAUCCUUCUUCUUGUCCACAAUCUGCCAGAGAAUAUUAUAGUCUUAGCCUGGUUCAGAAGGCUAACGAAUAUGAACCGUGCAAUUGGCCUAUAUGCACUGAACAUUAAAGUAAGCAUGAUGGGGCCAGUGCACAGUGGUAGAGAGACAGUAUACAGCAAUGGUUCCCUGUGGAUCUGCAAUGUCACCCAGAAGGACACAGGAUUCUACAUCCUACAAACCUUAAAUAGACAUGGAGAAAUGGUAUCAAGAACAUCCAUAUAUCUCUACGUGUACAGCUCACUUUUGACUGGCAGACACACUCCUACCUUUUCCCAGCUUAGUAUUGAAUCAGUGCCACCGAAUGUUGCUGAAGGGGCAAGCGUUCUUCUACAGGUUCACAACCUCCCAGAGAAUCUUCGAGUGCUUUUCUGGUACAAAGGGGUGGUUGUGUCCAACAAUCUUGAGAUAGCCCAACACAUAAAAGCCAAGAAUUCAAGUGUGCCAGGCCCUGCUCACAGUGGUAGAGAGACUGUGUACAGCAAUGGAUCCCUCCUGCUUCAGAAUGUUACCCGGAAUGACACUGGAUUCUACACCCUACGAACUCUGAGUAGAUACCGGAAAAUAGAAUUGGCACACGUGCAACUUCAGGUGGACACCUCCCUUUCCUCGUGCUGUGACCUUGUCACCUCUGCCCAACUCACGAUAGAUCCAUUGCCACGGCAUGCUGCUGAAGGGGAAAGUGUUCUUCUCCAAGUUCACAAUUUGCCAGAAGAUCUACAGUUUUUUUCCUGGUACAAAAGAGUGUCUAGCAUCCAGGUCUUAAAAAUUGCAGACUACAUCAGAGCCACAAAUUCCAUCAUCAAGGGCCCUGCACAAAGCAGAAGAGAGACAGUGUACACCAAUGGAUCCCUGCUGCUCCAGCAUCUCACUGAGAAAGACACAGGCUUGUACACAUUACAAACGAUAGACAGAAAUUUCAACAUUGAAACAGCACCUGUGCAAGUCACUGUGCACAAGCCUGUGACACAGCCCUUCAUGAGAGUCACCAACAGAACUGUCAGAGUACAGAGCUCAGUGGUCUUCACUUGCUUCUCAGACAACACUGGGAUCUGCAUGCAUUGGUUCUUCAAUAAUAAGAGUGUCCAGCUCACACAGAGGAUCACACUGUCCCCAUCAAAAUGCCAUCUCAGCAUAGAUUCUGUCAGUUGGGAGGAUGCUGGACAGUAUCAAUGUGAGGUCUCCAAUCCAGUCAGCUCGAAGACCAGUCUCCCAGUCAGCCUGGCAGUGAUGAAUGAGUGACCCCUCCUCUCAUGCUACAGCAGAGCAGUGGCAUUCUUUUGUCAAAUGGAGAAAAGUUACAUGGUAAAAAUUGUCAGUAAGCACUCA